AUGCUUUUCUCACAGUUACAAAUAUUUGGAUCCAGGAUAUUUCCCAUUACAAAGAUCUCAGACCUGCUGACUGGACAAGGCCCACCUUUCGAUAUUGCUCUGGCUAAUCACCUUUAUGCUCCUGUAUCCGUGUAUAAUACUAAGUUUCAGAAACUGACCACGCCAAACGAUGUGUCAACGGCAAAUCCUACUAAAUUUGACUUUCGUCAUUUCCAACCACAAAAUCCCAAGGCAGUAGGCGCCCCUUACUAUGUAGAAGAAAUUCGUCCAAAAAAGACCCUCAGCCGUACACCCAACUUCCAUUUACCAGGUAUUUUAGGGUCUGAGUUCUACACUCAAGACUCCCAAUAUAAACAACUACGACCAAAACCUGUCACCUCCACCCCUGAACCACUACUGAACGUAUAUAAAGAGCAAUUUAACUUUGGCCCGUUUAUACCGAUUGCCUACAACCAGCAGCAACCGCCAGUUAAAGUCAAACCUGAAGAAUUAGGCUUUGACUACGAAAAUCAAGAAGGUAGCCGAGAAGAUAAGGAGCAGGGAUUAGACAAAGCUACAACAACUUACAGAAAUGAAAAGCCAAACAACCCAUAUAUUGACGCAAAGACAUACCACGCUCAUCCAGAUGGAGCCAUAAGUUACACACGUUUUAUUCACAAUCAAGCUAUUUUGGAUGCACAACCUGAUUCCCAGAUCUUAUACAAUAUACCUCCUAAAACACAGCAACAAACUUUCGGACCAGAACUCGGUCAAAGAGAGAACAUUAAUGUUCCUGAGCCACCAUCGUCCAAGCCCAGUAAUGGUAUAGCUCCUCAACAGUAUGUGCCAGUUUCGCAGACGCUGCGACAGUUUCACCAACCACUUAUUAAACCAGCACCUUUCCAAAGUAGAUUUCAUCUAGAAAAUUUAUCGGGUUCACAAUUUGCUAUUCCACAAAGUCCACGUCGUCCCGUAUAUUAUUUACAUCCAAUAGGGAACUCGCUUAGUGAAAUUCGACCAAGUCUUGCUUCGGAAUCUUUAGAUCAAGCUACAAAUAAUUCUGUUGCCGGAGAUACAUUUGUACCUUCUGCGCAACAAACAUUAGAACCUACACAAACUAGAUUUACAGCUCAACCGAAUUCUCAAGACUCACUUCCAGUACUACGUCAUUACACACCUUUACCUGCUGCAAUAACAUACUAUCAGUCGGUCGCGCCUUUAAGCAAAGACCCGGUUACCUUACAACCACAAAUUCAGAAUACACCAAAAUCUCCACCAUCUAGCGACCAAGUUUUACAGUCGACAACUAGGCAACCUGAAACUAUAAGCGAUACUCCAAGAGAUGUAAAUGCAGAACCAAAAUAUAAAUCUCAGGAGUCAACUUCUUUAACUUCACCAACAUUGCAAUCCUUUCUUGAAUCACCUGCGACUUUACUAUCUAUAUCGUCCCCGCAACCAACUAAACAUUACUUACCUUCAACACCACGAACAGAAAUACUAACAUCUGCCCAACAAACACAUGUUCAAGCUACACCACAUGACCAAGUUCAAAUACAACAGCAGAACCUUCAGGAGAUACAUUCAGAACUAGCACCUGAAAGACAAGAUAAUGCCCAGCAUUUAAAAAAAUUAACUCAAGAAGACCACCAAUCCUUGCCACCUACACCCGAAUAUGUUCCAACCACGCCACUGCCUACUGAGAAAUCUAGCCCGGACUACGAAAUAGAAAUUGCAUCCCAUAUUGAUCAUAAUCAACUGCCUAAAGACCUCCAGCCAGUGACAACAGCACAACCAACAAAUGAUCUGGUAGAAAAUCGUGGACAGCAAGUUCAACAAUUCUAUUCACCGAAUAACACAUACAUAUUAGCAAGACGACCUUACAUUGUACCUAUCCAAUCUUUCGGAGAACCACCUUCAUACCAGAAUAUAAACUACCAUGAUCCUAAUUCUCUUUUCCUCGGUCAAUCUCUAGCAACAACUCAACCUUUUAUUCAGCCUGGAGCCUUUUCCAAUGUCCAAGAAUUAGUGUUACAACCGCAUUUUCAACAAACAUCUAGUUUUCCCCCGGUACAAUACUAUGGCAAGUAUGCUCAGUCUAUAUUUGGUGGAGUUUGA
This is a messenger RNA of Arctia plantaginis, 2094 nucleotides long. Lineage: Eukaryota; Metazoa; Arthropoda; Insecta; Lepidoptera; Erebidae. The record is from the annotation of a GenBank genome assembly.